Solanum dulcamara is the source of this 779-nucleotide messenger RNA. RefSeq lists its product as uncharacterized. The record is from RefSeq and is a predicted model, not a curated record. The transcript is spliced from 2 exons. NCBI's taxonomy places the organism in Eukaryota, Viridiplantae, Streptophyta, Magnoliopsida, Solanales, Solanaceae. Bases 89 to 622 code for a protein of 177 amino acids.
UCCUUCAUCUCUUCUUCAUUCUUCCAUUAUUUCUUCAUCUUCUUGUUUAUUUCAGACGGAAUUUAUAGGUUUUAGGUGCACAAUUGUAAUGAAAGGUCAGAAAUCUCCUAGAAGAAGCCCAAGAAUUCGAAUUGUUGAUUCAACCGGCAGUGAUGAAGUGAAUGUCGGUCCAAAUUUUGGUUUGGGAAUUUCUGCAAAUCAAUCUCCAGAAGAAGCUGGUGGUGAGGUUAAUCAAAAUUUCCAAGCAUUGCAUGUGAAGAAAAAGGGCGGUAGAAGUAAGAAAAAAACCAAUGAAUUGAGUUCUAAAUCGAAAAGAAAACGAGUUGAUGUUGGAUCGGCAUCUAAGAAAUUUGUUGACAGUGAUGAUGAUUUUGAGGAUUUACCUUCUCAAUUUCAGUCAAAGAAAGUGAAACCUACAGUUGCUCAGGAGAAGAAUCCAAAAAUUCGAAAUCCAUUGUGCAAAAAUAUGAUUCUACCGGAGAGUUUAUAUCCGGGACUGUGGAGUUUUUGUGGCUGCAUUUGCGGAGUUAGUGAGCAAUGGCCAGGAUAUUGCAAAUCAACAACUAAGUGCAGACAGUCUCUGAAAGAGGUUUUGGGGCUCUACUAUGAGAAUAUGCAGUGAAGAAGCAAAAGAGUAACCUUCAAAGUGAAGAUGAAAGACCACAUAAAUAAAUAAAUUUAGUUAUAGUAGUUAAAAUGUAUAUGAAAACUAUGUUGUCUAAAAAUAGUUUAUAGCUGAUGUAUUACUUAGGUUUUGAAGAUUGUUUUGUGCUAUCCUU